Molecule: messenger RNA, 1773 nt
Organism: Syzygium oleosum
Lineage: Eukaryota; Viridiplantae; Streptophyta; Magnoliopsida; Myrtales; Myrtaceae
Exons: 14
Coding region: 313-1620 (435 amino acids)
Source: RefSeq, a predicted model, not a curated record
UCACCUCAGGAUCCAAUCAAGAUACCUAAUCUUGAAAGCCCCCAAAACUGCUGUCAACUAGAUUUCCUGUUCUUGAUUUAACCUCAUCCGACCCGGCUUCGAUCUUUACGGUCGUCACCUCAUCGGACAAUGAAGCUGAAGCCUCCUCGGACACGGAUCGCGACCCGGGAGCCGCUUGCAAAUAUUUAUUUCGUACGUCGUCCGAAGCCCAGACAUCAUCGACAUGCCAUGUUUUUCGGGUGAAAGCUGCCAAGUUCUUGUCAACGUUCCCCUGCUUUUUUUUUUUUCCAUUCAGCAAGGCACUUAGCGAACAUGGGUCUUCAGAAGCGUUCGGGCCGCGCGAGGAAAGACGGCGGCGGGUCCGUGCAUUGCGAUGCCGCGGACGCAGGCGAGGGCGAGGUCGCGGCGAAGAGGAUACCGGGCGUGCCGAGGUCGGCGUUGGGUUCUCACCUAGAGGAGUUGUUCAAGAAGAAGGGGUCGAUUAGAGAAGAUGCAUUGACCUCUAUAAUCCAGACAUUCAAGCGGCGGAUAGAGCAUGAAUUCGUGGAGAAUAAUUUUGCUACUUUGCUCUAUCGAUUCCUGAAUUGCGCGAAGAAUGGUUCGUCUAAGGAGGUGGCCUUAGCGUCUCAUGCAAUCGGGUUGCUGGCGAUGACAACCAAAUGCAGAGACAAGGCUCACGAACUAUACGGAGAAUCUGUUUCCUUAUUUUCCAAGGCACUUAAACCUCAAUCCAAAAAAUACUAUUAUGAGAUGGUGAAUAGCUUGGUGGUGGUUACCUACUUCUGUGCAGAUGCUUCAGUGGAGACUGAAAAGUCUAUGCAGAUUUUAUGGGAUUUCAUUCACCAACAAGGUGGCACUAAUAUAUCUGAGGAUGCCGAUGCAAUGUCCAUUCUUGUUGCUGCAAUAUCUGCAUGGUCUUGCUUGCUCUCAACACUUGAUGGAUGGAGAGUCGAUAGCAAGCAAUGGAAGGGGGCCAUACCUUACUUCUUGAGCUUACUAAAGACCAACAAUAUUGAAGCCCUUCAACUGGUAGCAUGUGAAGCAUUGUUUUUGAUACUGGAAAUUGGAUAUCUUCGUAAGUUCUCUGACGAAACCGAGGCUUGCGAUGACAUUGCAAAGCUAGUGAGGAGUACAGUCUGCAGCAUAAAUCCAACCUUCAUCAAAUAUUCGGCGGACAAAUUCCCAAAGAAGAGUAUAGCAGUCGGCAGACAAAGAGUAAUCUUAUCAACAUGGUCAGAGUUAAUACAGCUAAAUUUCUUGAAGCUGUUUUUAGGACAAGACGGAUUCAUUACUCAUAUGCUUGGAAACAAACUCCUUAGAGACGUGUUCGAGUUUAAUAACCAAGAGAGUCCUUCGGAUGCUCGACUCUACAUACCAGAAAGAGAAGAGGUAGUUAAGCAAUACUCGCUCCCGGGUCGAAAGCCUAAAGCUAGAGACAGAGAUAAAGCAAGAAGCAAAGAGAUCGAUCUUUCUUUCACUUCCAGCAAGGAAAAACUAAUUGAUCACAGAAUGAACAAGUCGGCAAAUUCUGCUAAAAACAAAGCGAGGACACAGCUCUUGAACAAGAACCGAGCGUUUUCAGAGGAAAGGCGCACUGGCCAUUUCAUUUCUGAAGAUUGAAAAUCCAUGUACUCAUCAGACAUGCAGAUUAGUCGGCUACUCACUGCGAUUAUCAUAAUUUCCGAGAAAUCUCAUUUUUUUUAGUCAUAAUUACCAUUGUUAUUGUAACAUAAUGUACACUUGCAAUCUAAUCCCAUGCUUUUCAUCACUUAA